CCUUGACCCGCGAGAACCUGCACAUCACAACGAUUCGCUUGUCGACGACGACGCAGAGAAACCGCCAAAAUGACCAAGGGUACCUCCAGCUUCGGCAAGCGCCACAACAAGACCCACGGUCUUUGCAGACGCUGCGGCCGCCGGUCGCUCCACAACCAGAAGAAGGUCUGCGCUGGGUGCGGCUACCCCGCCGCUAAGAUCCGCAAGUACAACUGGUCCGAGAAGGCGAAGCGCAGAAAGGUCACCGGUACCGGCCGGAUGCGGUACCUCAGCACAGUCUCGAGGAAGUUCAAGAACGGCUUCCAGACCGGCGUCCCCAAGGGCGCCCAGGGCCCCACGGUUUCGGCUUCUUCAUAAUCGGUUCUCGAUAGGCAGGGGAGUGGACAAUGGGACGCAUGAUUUCGCGCGCGCGGGGCUCGGUUCAGUGGUCAAUGCAUCGAGCAUGAAAACGGCGUAACGUUUGGGAUCAAUAACACAGCUUCUUUUUCUGGCCAAGUUUCUUGUGCAGGGGCAAAAGAAGAGGGGAUCGCUGAAGGCGCAAGCACAACCGGCAGACCGGCAAACCAGCCGGUCCAGACCAGCCCCAGUCUGCAGCAAGCUAGCGGCGAGGGAAGGAGAUGUGACUCUCAAAAAUGAGGGGUAUCGUCUAUACUACUGCCCUCGUUCGAAUACUCUAACCCCGCCGUCGCCUCCCACA
Messenger RNA from Chaetomium fimeti, 697 nucleotides. Its product is annotated as ribosomal protein L37e-domain-containing protein. Gene Ontology annotation, cellular component: cytosolic large ribosomal subunit; ribosome. The transcript has 6 exons. Gene Ontology annotation, molecular function: RNA binding; structural constituent of ribosome. The coding region runs from base 70 to 357 and encodes 95 amino acids. The record is from RefSeq and is a predicted model, not a curated record. Lineage: Eukaryota; Fungi; Ascomycota; Sordariomycetes; Sordariales; Chaetomiaceae. Gene Ontology annotation, biological process: translation.